AUGCGCUUAAUCAACGCAACUUCACUGGAGCUCGAAUUCUUCAUCGGGACGCCGCCGCCGUACGGCAUCCUCUCCCACCGCUGGGAAGAUGAAGAAGUCAGCUUCCAGGACAUGGAGUCCGACAAGGCCAAAGCGCUCAAGGGCUUCGCCAAGAUUGAGAAUUGCGCAUACCAAGCGCGAAAGGAAGGCUUGGGGUACAUCUGGGUCGACACCUGCUGCAUCGACAAGACGAGUUCGGCCGAGCUGUCCGAGGCCAUCAACAGCAUGUUCCAGUGGUACCAGGAGUCUGCCAAGUGCUUUGUCUUUAUGUAUGACGUGGCUGCUGCCGAUGAGUUUGAGGCCAGCCAAUGGUUUACACGUGGAUGGACACUGCAGGAGCUCAUUGCCCCCAAGCACGUCGAGUUCCUCACCAUGGAUUGGAAGCCGCUUGGAGACCGGGCUGCGCUCAAGGAUAGCCUCACAAAGGUCACGCGCAUCUCUGAGGAGGCGCUCAUGGGAGCUGAUCUGGCGACAAUCCCGGCCUGCCAAAAGAUGGCGUGGGCUGCCAACCGCAGGACCACAAAGGCAGAAGAUCUGGCCUAUUGUAUGAUGGGAUUGUUUGGCGUCAAUAUGCCGCUACUUUACGGAGAGGGCGAGGAGAAAGCCUUUAUGCGUCUGCAGGAGCAUUUCCUCAAGGAAUCUGACGAUGAGAGUAUCUUUGCUUGGAUGAGUGACGAAGAGACGGCUAAAGCCAAGCCGUUUUGGGGAUUAUUGGCUCCUUCACCAAAGUUUUUUGCUGGCGCUGAAAAGUAUACGCAGCCCCAAUUCUCGGCAUAUCGUGAAGGAAACCCUACCGAGCUGACCAACCGAGGACUACGAAUCUCGUUAGUGCUGCAGCCAUUGUCAUUGAAUGGGACGGAGCUGCUUUACAUCGCUGCCCUUUCGUGCUGUCAUAAACCUGACGAUCCCGGAGAUUUAAACUCGUCAUUUUCCAUCACUCUCCAAAAGAUGUCUGGGCCCGAACCGCAAUAUGCGCGUAUCCGCCCGGAUCUCAUUUUGCCUCUCGGCCCAGACUAUUCCAAAGAGGGCAAGCCUCUUCGAGCAUUGCUUCGUGGGUUGGAUCGCGAUCCGCUACGUUUCGAGCAGAUAUUUGUGCGACCUGUGCCCAAGGCGACACAAGAAGUGGCUGGAUUCUGUAUCAACGGAAUCCAAAGCUUUGAACACGAAUACAAAGAUGUGGACUACGACGAGACGUUCCACGCGCGUCAAGCAUAUGAGCGAAGGUACAACGAAAACAUGGGCUAUCAUCGGCCGAUAGGCAGUGCGUAUACCGACGUCAUAAGGACUGGCACUGCGCAGUACACGUUUGAGGACUGGGACGAAGGCAUGAAGGUGAAGCAUUCUCUGAUUCAUCUGCGUGAUGCUAGAGAAAACGACAUGGUUGUCAGUUCGAAAGAUGGACGUAAGUACACCAUUUGGAGUUGGAAGCUCAAGACUCGGCUCCUCAACCAUAAAGGCGGAGUUCAUAACCCAUUUGGAUCCAGACAGGACCCCGUACUUAUUGUCGGCCUGGAAAAUUACCCCGAUAACCCCCUGGGCCCGCGGGUUGAGCAUCAGAAGCCAUGGUAUACUUUUGCUGAUAACACCAGCCAGGCUUACCAGCAACGAUUGGUUAAUGGUGACGAGCCCCUGGAAUUGAUUUAUAAUGGUGGGCCUCUGGAUCUAGUCAAGGUGGAAUUCGUUCCCGCAACGUAUAGGUAUCAGACAUUUUGGGACGUGAGAUUUGUCGAGGUGGAAAAGGAGCCCGAGUACCUGGAUCUACCUAGGAGAUAA
Molecule: messenger RNA, 1812 nt
Organism: [Torrubiella] hemipterigena
Lineage: Eukaryota; Fungi; Ascomycota; Sordariomycetes; Hypocreales; Clavicipitaceae
Source: the annotation of a GenBank genome assembly